Rhodamnia argentea is the source of this 634-nucleotide messenger RNA. Its product is annotated as 60S ribosomal protein L37a. Lineage: Eukaryota; Viridiplantae; Streptophyta; Magnoliopsida; Myrtales; Myrtaceae. Gene Ontology annotation, biological process: translation. Gene Ontology annotation, cellular component: ribosome. Gene Ontology annotation, molecular function: structural constituent of ribosome. The record is from RefSeq and is a predicted model, not a curated record. The transcript is spliced from 5 exons. The coding region runs from base 129 to 407 and encodes 92 amino acids.
UAUGUUGUUGGUGAUAGGUUGCGACUCAAUUUACACUUCGGUUUUAGCCAAACCCUAAAAGAAAGUCUGCUCUUCUCUGGUUCAAUUGCCGCCUCCACUCGUUUGCUGCUCUCUCUCGCCCGCCGACCAUGACCAAAAGAACGAAGAAGGCAGGCAUUGUCGGCAAGUAUGGCACCCGUUACGGGGCGAGUCUGCGUAAGCAGAUUAAGAAGAUGGAGGUCAGCCAGCAUAGCAAAUAUUUCUGCGAGUUUUGUGGGAAGUAUGCCGUCAAGAGGAAGGUCGUAGGAAUCUGGGGAUGCAAGGACUGUGGUAAAGUCAAGGCGGGCGGGGCUUACACCUUGAACACUGCUAGUGCUGUGACGGUAAGGAGUACAAUCCGGAGGCUGAGGGAACAAACUGAAAGUUGAAUGGCGAUUCACCGUUUCAACCAUUUUUGUUAGGAGCAUAGAGAAGCUUAGAUGACUGGCAAUAUUUUCUUUGAAAGCAUCUUCUACUGCGGUUGUUUCGCUUUCAUUCCUUUCUCUUCAAUUGAAGAGCUAGUUGGAAUAAAGCCGUCAUCUUUGGAGUGUCUCUUAUCGAGCAGAUUGAACUGGUUGUCGAUUUGAAUUCUAUUGGUAAAUUUUCGACUUCUUCA